GCCUUGCUACACCCACCAUCAUCAUGCCAGCAGACGUAAAAAACAAAGUAUGCUUAAUUGUCCACGACGGGUGGGGCAUCGCGACGGUUCCAGGACUCGAAGGCAAUGCCAUCGAGGCCGGUACGACGACGAAUAUGGAUACCAUCGGCAAGGAACAUAGCCAGAGGAAGCUUGCUGCUCAUGGUAUCGCUGUCGGGCUGAGCGAAGGCCUCAUGGGCAACUCCGAAGUCGGGCACUUGAAUAUCGGAGCUGGCCGCAUCGUAUGGCAGGAUAUCGUGCGAAUCGAUGUUGCGAUCAAGAAACGGGAAUUCCAUAAGAACAAGGUCAUCCUUGAGAGCUUCAACAAGGCAAAGGAGGGCACGGGCAGAUUGCACCUGCUUGGUCUGAUCUCCGACGGAGGCGUUCAUUCACACAUCAAUCAUCUCUUUGCUCUCUUAGAGACGGCAAAGGAGGUCGGCGUGCCCCACACUUAUGUCCAUUUCUUCGGAGAUGGUCGUGACACGGCUCCCCGUUCCGCGGCGGAGUACUGCCAACAGUUGCUCGACUUCAUGAAGAAAGAGGAGUAUGGAGAACUCGCUACCAUUAUAGGCAGAUACUAUGCCAUGGACAGGGACAAGCGGUGGGACCGAAUCAAGAUCGCCAUUGAUGGCUUGGUCGGCGGCGCAGGCGAGACGGCUACCGUGUCGGGCGUAGACAAUAUCAAAGCAAACUAUGAGAAGGACGUGACGGAUGAGUUCUUGAAGCCCAUCAUCGUGAACGGAGACGCUGGCAGGAUCAAGGACGGCGAUUCCUUAUUCUUCUUCAACUACCGGUCUGAUAGGAUGCGAGAAAUUUCGUCUGUGUUUGGAUUACCUGACAAGCCGAUGGAAGUGACUGUUCCGAAGGAUUUGUCUAUCACGACCAUGUCCAGAUACAACAUCGAAUUCCCUUUCCAUGUGGCUUUCCCACCUCAAGGCAUGGCCAAUGUCCUAGCGGAGUGGCUAUCGAAGCAUGGCAUCAAGCAAGCGCACAUUGCAGAGACGGAAAAAUACGCUCACGUCACAUUCUUCUUCAAUGGCGGUGUCGAGAAGCAAUUCGAAAAUGAAGAACGGCAUAUGAUUCCCUCACCCAAAGUAGCCACGUACGAUAAGCUUCCCAAGAUGAGCGUACAUGGCGUGGCCGAAAAAGUCGCGGAAGUUCUCAAGAAGGGUGAACACGAGUUCGUGAUGUGCAACUUUGCGCCUCCUGAUAUGGUGGGCCAUACCGGUGUGUAUGAUGCCGCCGUCGAAGCUAUCGGGCACACCGACGAAGCCGUGGGUAUCGUGUACAAGGCAUGCCAGGAAGCUGGAUAUAUUCUCCUCAUUACCGCGGACCAUGGAAACGCGGAGCAGAUGAAGAACCUCGAAACAGGUGCUCCUCACACCGCGCAUACGACGAACCCUGUACCGUUCAUUAUGACUGGAGACCCGGAGAAGUAUAAAUUUACAGAAGACAAAGAGGGUGAAGAAGAGGGUGCACUGUGUGAUGUCGCUCCGACUGUCUUGGACCUUCUUGGUCUUGAGAAGCCUGAGGAAAUGACAGGUCGCUCGCUUUUGGCUAAGGCUUGAUGGGAUGAUGGAAUAAAAUGGGAGGAUGUAAGUCUAGUUGUUGCUCUUUACAAGUAACCCAUAAUAACAUUUAUUUAUCCAGUAGUGAUGAAAAAAUAAUUGUACAAGCAGAUAUAUUAGAGAGAUACCGAUAUGUACAUUGAAGAUACACUAACGAGGACGAAAUACAGAUUUUACAUUUGUCAAU
This is a messenger RNA of Desarmillaria tabescens, 1773 nucleotides long. Its product is annotated as cofactor-independent phosphoglycerate mutase. NCBI's taxonomy places the organism in Eukaryota, Fungi, Basidiomycota, Agaricomycetes, Agaricales, Physalacriaceae. Gene Ontology annotation, cellular component: cytoplasm. Gene Ontology annotation, biological process: glucose catabolic process. Bases 24 to 1586 code for a protein of 520 amino acids. Gene Ontology annotation, molecular function: manganese ion binding. The record is from RefSeq and is a predicted model, not a curated record. The transcript has 8 exons.